AUGAAUACCUCUUUUCCAAAGAUGUCCACCUCAUCAUUAAGUUAAACGACAUCUCAAACCAACUUUUACGAUUCAAGUCCAAUGUCAUCAUAUUCAGCUAAGCAAUUAACCUCAAAUGACAAUUUUAAAGUUGUGGUUCGUGUAAGACCUCCCCUAUAGAGAGAAGUGAUAGAUGGACGUUUCAUUUCCACCAUUCAAGUGUCUCCUGAUCAUAAAAAAAUCUGCCUCUACGAAUAUUACAACAUCGACUUAGUGGAUCCAGAACAUCUUGAAGAGUACCUCAACAAUCCCAAUAGUUAUACAAUGCACACCUUCUCAUUUGAUUACGUGUACGAUCAAGAUAAUACACAAGAAGAAGUAUAUGAUAAUACAGCGAGACAUGCAGUGCUCUCUGCGCUUCAAGGUUUUAAUGCCACUAUCAUGGCCUAUGGAUAGACUGGAACAGGCAAGACAUUUACAAUGGAGGGCUUCAAAUACAAUUGUGUAGAUCCUUAAAGAGGUAUAAUUCCAAGAGCAAUCGAGGAAAUCUUUAAGCACAUUUCAAAUGGAUCCAAUGAAUCUACCACCUUCAUGGUCAGAGUGAGUUAUCUUUAAAUUUACAAUGAAGUCAUAAGCGAUUUACUGAGAAGUGAUAGAUAAAAUUUGCAUAUCCGAGAAGACAAAAAGAGAGGAGUGUUUGUUGAAGGCCUCUCCGAAUGGGCUGUUCGAAAUCCUUCAGAAAUCUAUUCCUUAAUCUAAAAAGGAGCCUAAUCUAGAGCCACAGCAAGUACAAAGAUGAAUGAUGUAAGUAGUCGAUCUCAUGCAGUUUUUAUAAUAAUAGUGGAAUAAAUGACAGAAAUUGACAAUCAUAAAUCUAUAAAAGUGGGAAAACUCAAUUUAGUAGAUUUAGCAGGAAGUGAGAGAGUUCGAGUCACCGGUGCCACAGGUAGAAGAUUAGAAGAAUCCAAAAAGAUAAAUUAGUCAUUGAGUUGCUUAGGUAAUGUUAUCUCUGCAUUGAUUGAAUAAAAAACUCAUAUUCCAUAUAGAGAUUCCAAAAUUACACGUCUCUUAGAAGAUUCCUUAGGUGGUAAUUGCAAAACUACUAUGAUGGGAAUGAUAUCACCAGCUAUUGAUGCUUUUCUUGAAACCUUGAGUUCAGUCAAAUUUGCCAACAGAGCAAAGAAUAUUAAAAAUAAAGCCACCAUCAAUGAGGAUGUGGAUCAAAAGGCACUAUUAAGGAAAUAUGAAUGUGAAUUAUAAAGAUUAAGAAAGGAACUUUCAGAAAAGAAUAAAACAAUUGUAGAUUCAUCAAAAUUAAGUCAAUUGGAAGAAGAUAAGAAGAGAGCAGAAUAGGAUAAGAAUGCUGCUAUGGCCGCACUUGAAGCGAGGAGCAAAUAGUUUUUCAUUGAAAGAGAGGAGAAGAAGAAGUUAGAAGAAAAGAUUCGAUAAAUCAAUAGUUAAAUGUUAAUAGGUGGAUGUAAUAUUGAAAAUAGUCCAUAAUUUAGAAAUGCCAUUGAAGAAUAAUAGAAGUUGAUUAGAGCCUAAUAUGAGAAAAAGAUUACAGAAUUAGAAAAGGAAAGAUCAUAAUUAGAAGAAGAUAAGGUUCAAGUAGAUAGAUACAAACAAUUAACUCUCAAACAAAGAGAUAUUAUGAUUGCCUUGACAACCAGGUUGAAUGAAAGAGAUGAAACAAUAGUAUAAUUAUAAGAUGAACUUGAUGCUUAUGAUAGAAUCCAUAGAGAAACAGAAACCAUGCUUGAUUAGAAAUUAUAACGAGUUUAAUAAUUAGAAGAGUAUGUUAAUUCAAUGGGCGGCAACCUACCCAAUGUUUAAUAGAUUUAAUCAAUUAGAUAGAGUAAAAUUAAAGAUUGUGUCACCCAAGAUGGCCAAGAAACAUACAAUAUAACAAAGGAGAACUUAUAGGAUUAUGAAUCUUAGAUUGAAUAAUUGACUCUAAUUAAUUAAGAGCAGGAUUAAGAGAUUUAAAGGUUAAACAAUCUGUUAUUGAAUCAUGAGAAUUCAAAUUUAAUGGAAUAUGUGAAAUCCUCUGUUGACAACAUAAUCGAUGCUUUAUCCUAACCAAAUGAUGGAUUAAAAUUGUAAAGUGUAGCCAAAGAUCUAAUUAGUCUCUAAAAGAUUCUCUCAGGAGAAUAAUAAUAAUCAAGUCAUGCUUUUUCAAACAUCUAAAAUAUUGUUCAUUCCAGAAAAGAAUCUCCAAUGCAUACUAAUUAAUCCAAAAAGUCUUUAAAUAAUUCAUAAAAUUAUGAUGAUGAUGAACAACCUCGUUAGUUAAAUAACUUUUAUACUUUUUCCAAUAAAUCGUAGACUUCUUCGAUGAAAAAAUAAAAGGAUCCUUCUCUUCCAAAGCCGUAAAUCAAUGUUUAAGAAAUUAUAAAAAUGAGAGAAGUAAAAAGAAACCUCUAUUCUUGA
This is a messenger RNA of Paramecium tetraurelia, 2409 nucleotides long. RefSeq lists its product as uncharacterized. NCBI's taxonomy places the organism in Eukaryota, Ciliophora, Oligohymenophorea, Peniculida, Parameciidae. The transcript is spliced from 3 exons. Gene Ontology annotation, molecular function: microtubule binding; microtubule motor activity; ATP binding. Gene Ontology annotation, biological process: microtubule-based movement; mitotic spindle organization. The record is from RefSeq and is a predicted model, not a curated record.